CACACAGUUCACCUCAAACAACCAUCUCCACCUUCUCCCUGCACAGUUCCCACCCUCCCUGUGGAGAAGUUUAUACUCUUCUAGGCGUGUUUUAUUGAGGGCUUCUGGAAGAGGGAGGAGCUAAAGAGAGGCAGUGUUAUGUACAGGUGGUGCACACUGGAGAGAAGCAGUUGUUUGUGCUCAAACAAGCAGGGGGGAAGUGUGUUGUAAGGUGCAGCGUCAGGCGUGAGCUAUUCAGAGACGGGUUGAACUGGUUUUCAAACCACAGUACAUGCGUUUCUCUCUUAGUCAUUUACGCUAGCAGCUAGGGGAGAAGUCGAGCUGGGAAGUUGUUUGCAUUUUACCUCUUGGCUGAAGAAAGGAGUUUCAACAUGCCUGAAGACGAACAGUUUUAUGGAAAGAAUGGCGAGCCAAGAAAGUACGAUCCCAACUUCAAAGGUCCAAUCCACAACAGGAGCUGCACAGAUAUCAUCUGCUGCAUCCUUUUUGGCAUUGCUAUAGUGGCUUAUAUAGGUGUUGGAAUACUCGCCUGGACCCAUGGUGACCCGAGGAAGGCGAUAUACCCCACGGACAGUCGAGGCCAGUUCUGUGGGCAGGCCGGCACUCCACUUGGGAACAAAAGCAAUUUAUUCUACUUCAAUAUCAUGAAAUGUGCCAGCCCCAUGGUGCUGCUGGAGUUUCAGUGUCCGACCACACAGAUGUGUGUGCAGAGUUGCCCAGAUAGGUUUUUGACGUUAGUCAAUGCGUACGCCAACACAAAGGACUUUGACUACUACAAGAAUUAUUGCAAGGAGGGUGUGACGCAGUCAAUGGGUGUACCCAAAAUCCUCCAGUUAGGUCUCUGUCCUGCUAUGUUGAUACCCAGCAAGCCCUUCACCCGAAGGUGCUUUCCAGCUUUAGGCUUAAAAGAUGGCAAAGUGACUGUAGGAAACAACACUCAGUUUGACGAUGGAUCUGGAAACAUGAGGGAUGCCAAGGAUCUUGUAGAUGGAGUAAAAAAUGCCACUUUGGUUAUUGAAGCUCGUCAGACGAUUAUGAAAAUYUUUGAGGAUUUCACUCACUCGUGGUACUGGAUCAUCCUAGGGUUGGUUAUUGCCAUGGUCAUCAGCUUGCUCUUCAUCUUCCUCAUGCGUUUCCUGGCUGGCAUCAUGGUCUGGAUCAUCAUUGCUUUGGUGAUAGCUGUGAUAGGAUACGGUAUCUUCCACUGCUACAUGGAGUAUGCUGCCCUUAAGGGACAAGCAGGUGCUAAUGUGACCAUCCAGGAACUGGGCUUCCAGACCGACUUCACAGUCUACCUUCAGAUCCGACAGACGUGGCUGGCCUUCAUGAUUAUCCUGGCCAUCACAGAGGUCAUCAUCAUCCUACUUCUCAUCUUCCUCAGGAAGAGGAUUCUCAUCGCUAUUGCUCUCAUUAAAGAGGCCAGCAAAGCCAUUCGAUAUAUGAUGUUUUCCCUUAUUUACCCACUGGUCACUUUCCUUCUCCUGGCCAUCGUCAUCGCCUACUGGGCAGUAACUGCUGUUUUCUUAUCAACCUCCAAUGAGGCCAUCUACAAAAUUUUCAACACAUCUGCGUGUGAAUACUCGAGGCAAAAUUGUGAUCCAGCUAACUACUCAACAAGUUCCAUGAAAACACAGUGUCCUGACUCGCAGUGUCUUUUUGCCUUCUACGGUGGAGAAACGGUUUACCACAAAUACCUGAUCGGCCUGCAGUUCUACAACGUCUUCCUCCUCUUCUGGUGUGCCAACUUCGUUAUCGGUCUGGGACAGAUGACCUUAGCUGGGGCUUUUGCCUCGUACUACUGGGCCUUUUCCAAACCAAAGGAUAUACCCAAAUCCCCCGUAUUUUCUUCCAUGGGGAGAGCUCUCAGGUACCACACAGGAAGUCUGGCGUUUGGCUCUUUAAUCCUCGCAAUCGUUCAGGUUAUCAGGGUUCUUCUGGAGUAUUUGGACCACAAACUGAAAGGAGCCCAAAACAAGUUUGCAAAAUUCCUGUUGUGCUGUCUGAAGUGCUGCUUCUGGUGUCUGGAGAAAUGUAUCAAGUUCCUGAACAGAAACGCCUACAUCAUGAUUGCGAUUUAUGGCAAAAACUUUUGCACUUCUGCCAAAGAUGCCUUCCUCCUCCUCCUGAGGAAUGUUGUCAGGGUUGUGGUGGUAGACAAAGUGACAGAUUUUCUCUUGUUUUUGGGAAAACUUCUCGUCGUUGGGCUUGUUGGGGUCUUUGCUUUCUUCUUCUUCUCUGGAAGAGUCCAGGCUUUUCAGAAUACAGCUCCUAAUCUGCACUACUACUGGGUACCCAUCCUGACUGUGGUGAUWGGCUCAUAUCUCAUCGCUCAUGGAUUCUUCAGUGUCUAUUCAAUGUGUGUGGACACACUGUUCCUCUGUUUCUGUGAAGACCUGGAACGCAACGAUGGUUCAGCUGCUCGGCCUUAUUACAUGACGCCGAGUCUUCGUGAGAUUCUGUGGAAGGAUAAGACGGAGAGUCUGUCUUCACAGCAGCAGCUUGAUGAGGACACCCAGCUGAAACAAGAGCCUCAGGAGGACACAGCUUAGAGACCAGGACUUAGAGACACAACAUUUACAAACAGUUUUCAGCUGUUUGCAAUCCUCAGAGGAARGAGCUGGAGUUCAGUUACCCAGUAGGACGUUAACACAGCUCCAAAACACCAAGCCUUAAAGUGGCACAAAUGUAAUGUUCAGUUUCAGGAAAUCCAAUUCUUUGAGUUGUAAACUGAUAUUAUAUGGUUUCCCUUCAUCAUGUGACUCUAAUGGAAAUACUAAAUCCUUCAAUUUCUUUGGUCUGGGGGUCAUUGGAAAUGUUAGGAAUAAAUACCACUCUUUUUAAUGACCUUAAUUUAGAGAAAUAAAUUAUUUCUGACCAGAUUAAUGAGCCAACGACAACUCUGAGUGGAGCCUAGAGCCUAAACUGAACUGCUGCUAUCUUAAAAUAACUCAAUAUUUAAAAACAAAUAGUGGAUUCUAACUCUAUAACACUAUUCUAACACUGUGUAAUAAAACAAAACCAUUAUCGGUUGCGCAUUUUGCUGUUAUUCUGGCAGAAAUAUAAURCAUACUGUGCCAGAAGUGCUACAGCUAGCUGCUGCUGUCCCUGUUGGUUGGUACAGAUAACUACAAAUAUCUAUGCAAAUAACUGUAAUGAAGUUGAUGACAUUAAGGUUCGGUUUUAUUUAGUGGUAGUUGCAUCAUUAUGACCUUUUUGAUAUGAGGUUUUUAAGCAGCACUUUGGUCCUGGGCUAACAAAGAUUAGCCAUUAGCUUGUCAGUCCGGUCAGGGGAAAAAAAAACUUAUCAGUUGUUUAGCUAUUUCUUUAAAUUCAAUGCUGAAAAUUUCAAACUUGCUUAACUGGUUUAUUGAGAACACUUCUGUAGUGUGGUGUUUCAUCUUAAUAUGACUAAGUUAGAAGUAGUUUACUUUAGAUGUAGAUUAUUUUGUUCUCAUGUGAUUUCCCUGAAUUCAAAUAGACACCAUAUUAGACCAUCUUUAUUAAACUAAAAGCUUUAAUUCGUUUAACCACAGCUUUUCGUUUUAUUAUAGAUGGUCAACUACAGAUAAAACUUAGCAACACUUUUAGCGUGUGCUUAUCUGCGUUUUCCUCCAACUGUUUGUAAAGUUUUUACACUAGUUGGCUGAUCGCUCACUGUUGGCAUAAAGUGGAUGGUCAGCUGAACUCAUGUCUUGGCAUAGGAAUCAUGGAAUGAGGUAAAGUUUCUCUUCAUAGCUAAAUAUUUUAAAUAAAACUGACAACACUGUACUUUGUAAGUUCAGGCAAGCAUCUGGACACUGCAUGAAUGACUUGUGUCUCCUAACUUCUGCCUCUUUAACAUCUCGUCUCUUCCAGUAAAACUUGAACCCCGUCUUGUGCCUUUUUUACAGCUGAUUUCAGAACCACUUGGGCCAUUAGUUGGGAGUUUUGCGCAGUAAAGCACUUUAAUUUUCACACUAAGCCAUGUCAAAUUUUAGUCUGUACAAGUGAACUGGGAUUUAAACUUUUUUUUAGGAUUUAUAUUUUGUAUCUCUCUAUAAUAGAUUUGUGCUUAGUCACUUGUACCGAGUCUAAGACAAUAAAAACAAACUUGAAAUCAAA
Messenger RNA from Austrofundulus limnaeus, 4101 nucleotides. Its product is annotated as choline transporter-like protein 2. The transcript is spliced from 22 exons. Gene Ontology annotation, molecular function: transmembrane transporter activity. Gene Ontology annotation, cellular component: membrane. Gene Ontology annotation, biological process: transmembrane transport. Bases 372 to 2549 code for a protein of 725 amino acids. NCBI's taxonomy places the organism in Eukaryota, Metazoa, Chordata, Actinopteri, Cyprinodontiformes, Rivulidae. The record is from RefSeq and is a predicted model, not a curated record.